Molecule: messenger RNA, 2789 nt
Organism: Vespula pensylvanica (western yellowjacket)
Lineage: Eukaryota; Metazoa; Arthropoda; Insecta; Hymenoptera; Vespidae
Exons: 2
Coding region: 91-492 (133 amino acids)
Source: RefSeq, a predicted model, not a curated record
AGGCAAAGAGAAAAAGAAAGAAAAGAGAAGGGAGGUAGAAAAAUAUAAAAGAAGGACUGCGCGUAUAUUGUAACGACAACAACAACAAAGAUGGCGUUUAUGAUGCCUGUGAUGAAAAAUGAGUGGGACAUUUAUAAAACCAAUCGAAGCCGUAGAUCUUCCGAAUGUUCGAAUCCUCGUGCCUGCCGCAGUAGAAAGGUAUCGGAAUGUUCGAAGUCUGCGGGUCCGUCAUUGUCGACGUCACCGGGUUCGGAUUUUUUAACUUCGCCAGCCCAUCGUUCUAUACCCUUGACUUCUCGACAUUUUUCAAGAGCAUCCUCGAGAGCGUCUCAGAGCUCGCUACAGAGCCCGAGCAAAAGUACCGGCUCCUCACCCCCAAAGACCGGUAGUUCCAAUUCCCUCAACAAGUUUCACAUUUGUCUCGUCGAUAAGCUCAAGAGAAGUUUGAAGAAAGGGGACGACGACGAGGAAGAUCAAAGGAAUCUAUCAUGAAACAGUCCCGGGGUUUCGAGACGGACACGAGUGUCCGCUUCGAAACCGAUCGAGAUCCGUCGAACUUCGGCGCCCGUCGCGACAUUCGAGCCGAAUAGCGGAGUGGUGGCGCGAUCGUGUCCGGAUCAGCCUUCGGCGUGGUAAAUCAGAUAAAAACAAACAAACACACACACAAAAUAACAAAUAAUUAAAGAACGCGAGAAGAAACGAUCGGGAAACGAAGAUCGAGAAAGAAAAUAUGAUUGGGGGUAUAUUAUCAGCCGCGGGAGAGGAACAUUAUGAAUGAUAAUUACGAAGAAACGAGGAAAACUAAUCGAACGAAUUCGAUGAAGGAACGAUCUUGAAAUAUUAACAACACGAUGACGAUGAUGAUGACGAUGAUGAUGACGAUGACGAUGAUGAUUCAUUUUCUUGCAUUAUAUCAUCGAUAAAGAUAGAAAAUAGAGUAGAAUUUACUACUCUCUUUCUCUCUCUCUUUUUCUCUCUCUUUCUCUCUCUCUCUCUCUUUCUCUCGUUUUCCCCCAACAAUUUUUCUUUCCUUCCUUUGAUAAGCUACGUUCGAAGAUUCGUGACAAGAAAGAAAAAAAAGGAAAAAGAUGGGAGAUUCGUGGCUGUUUUUUGUUCCUUCUUCUUUUUUUCCAACGAAAUCUAAUUAUCUACGAAGAGAAGAAAACCAUUGGGAUUUCCCGAACGUUAUCAUCGAAGAAAGAAGGCUCUGAUAUCGAUAUAUAUAUAUAUUGUGCUUGAUAACGAUGAGAAAAUCUGUUUAGAAUCGUCGCCGAUCGUCGCAGCUUUCUUCUUGAAGGUUGAACGAACGAGGAAGAAAAAAUGGAAGCUGCCUGAUGUUGUUGCGUGCAGUUUUCGGUGCAUCUACUUUGGUGCACCAGACACGACUAGGAUCGAGGUCAGUGCCAAUCCAGAACGACGUUUCGCCAAUUUACCGAUAACAUCUUUUUUCUUCCUAUUUUCUUUCUUUUUUUUUCUUUUUUGUUUGAUUUUUUCUUAACUUUCUAAUCAUUUUUUUUAACCAUACCCUGCCAUCCCCCAUGAAAGAUCAAAAGAAAGGAUUUUUCCUUUCUUCGAAAUUCAUUGGAAAAGAAAAAGAAAACAUUUUUACGUUGUUUUUUAUUUUUUUUUUAUUUUUUAAGAAUCGUUCCAUCAUUCAAAUUCGUUCAAUUGAUUAUUAAAGUUCCUUCUUGUACUUAAGCCGUUUAAAAUCGAUUAAGAAUCAUCAAAUAUGAGUUCCGAAAAGAUCGAAUUCGCUUUUCUCUCUCUUUUUUUUUUCUUCUUUUUUUUCUGUUUUUCGAAUUCCUCGCAAAAAUCUCUUAAAGAUCACGGUUAUAUUUCGAAAGAGGGAAAAAAAAAAUAGUGAAGUCUAGUUGGAGCGAGAGAACGUCUCGAGGAUAUGAUAUGAUGCUGCGUACCUAAUAAUAAGUUCGGAUUAGAGAAAUAGUUCGAGUGUGCCGAUUUUUAGAGCCUAUUACGAAAAUGAUAUAAGCGUGCCUGGUGCGUAUGGAAAUCAGGAUUAGAUUUAAGAAAUGAUCCACUUAUUGUCACAUCAAUCAAUUUAUUUAUUUAUUUAUUUUUUUUUUUACGAAAUUCGAUCUUGCUUUUUAAUACCUAUUUAAAAUUGUUAAUUUUGUCUUCUUUCUUUUUUCAUUUUUUUUUAUACAUGCAUAUUUUUUCUAAAUCGGAUUCAAUAACGUUUGUUGCUUUAGAAAAGAUUAAAUAAAAUAAAAAAGGGAUAUGAUUUUUUUAUCUACAUUACACUUUAUUAUUACACAUGGAAUGGAGUAUAGAAAAGUUCUUAGGUGAUUUAAAAAAAUGAAUUGUAAUCUUUAUCGAAAAUUUCUUAUUUUAAGGAAAAUUCUUUUCCAGACUGUAAAAUUACAAGUCUACGAAAUUUUGACUCGCUUAAGAACUUUAUACUGAUCCUGUGUAUAUUAUCACAUAUAUAUAUAUAUUUUUCUUUUUCUAAAAUUGAAUGAAAAUAAGUGGAUUAUUAUUACCAACGAAACGACGUUGAUUUGGCACAGAGUAUAAUCGCUUUAACAAAAAAAAAAAAAAAAAAAGAAAAAAAAAAGAAAGUAUGGCUUUUAUUAACGGAGAGAUAUUUUUCAUAUAAGACGUAAACGUACACAACAGUGUUAAAAGAAAAAGGAAAAAAGGGAAAAAAAAAGAAAGUUUUUUCUUCAACGUACCCCAAUCUCCCACGCCCCCGUUUUACUCUUUCGAGAGUGGACCACCACUCUCGAAUUCGUUGCUUUCGAUUUUCUUUGAGAAGAAAAAAAAAAAGA